Molecule: messenger RNA, 467 nt
Organism: Anneissia japonica
Lineage: Eukaryota; Metazoa; Echinodermata; Crinoidea; Comatulida; Comatulidae
Product: delta-like protein D
Exons: 4
Coding region: 16-456 (146 amino acids)
Biological process (GO): establishment or maintenance of epithelial cell apical/basal polarity; heterophilic cell-cell adhesion
Cellular component (GO): plasma membrane; protein-containing complex
Source: RefSeq, a predicted model, not a curated record
CCCCGGCCCUCGCCCAUGAAUGAUCUUGCUUUAUCUCACUCAUUUUCGUGCCAAGCUUCUUUUUCUCUAACCAACUGUGAAAUAGGUGCGAGUGCUUGUGAUAAUCAUAGUUGUCAUAGUAAUGCUACGUGUGUUGCUCUUGAAGUACCGGGUACCUUUUCUAACUACCUCUGUAUGUGUCCUCCAUGUUACUACGGUCAAUACUGUGAAACAGAAUUGGUUGAUAUCUGUAUGCACAGCAAAUGUGUAAAUGGAGGAACCUGUGUUGCUGAUGCUGAUAACUGUAUUCUUUAUACUUGUGAUUGUCCUCCUUGUUUCACUGGUAGUCUCUGUCAAGUCGCUGUUGCUGAUUGUACAUCAAGCUCCAAUACGAACUGGCAACCUGACACUGUGGCUUUCAUUAUUCUUAACUACGUUUUGACAACUUUAUUUACAAAUUACCAAUAUAUGGCAUGAGCACUCUAUAC